This is a messenger RNA of Myotis daubentonii (Daubenton's bat), 327 nucleotides long. Its product is annotated as adenosine 5'-monophosphoramidase HINT1-like. Bases 1 to 327 code for a protein of 108 amino acids. The transcript has a single exon. The record is from RefSeq and is a predicted model, not a curated record. Lineage: Eukaryota; Metazoa; Chordata; Mammalia; Chiroptera; Vespertilionidae.
AUGAGAUCACUAAGGCUCAGGUGGGUCAGGAAGAUCAUUUGCAAGGAAAUCUCAGCCAAAAUCAUUUUUGAGGAGGACCAGUGUCUUCCUCUCCAUGACAUUUCCCCUCAAGCAACAACACAGUCUCUGGUGAUACCUAAGAAGCCUAUAGUCCAGAUUUCUGUAGCAGAAGACAAUGACAAAAAUCUUGGACAUUUAAUGAUUGUUAGCAAGAAAAGUGCUGCUAAUCUGGGCCUGGAGAAGGGUUAUCAAAUGGUAGUGAAUGAAGGCUCACAUGGGGAGCAGUCUCUCUAUCAUGUUCAUCUUCAUGUUCUUGGAGGUCAGUAG